UGUAAAAUUUUUCGUGAUUUCUCGACAUGGGGCCCGAGAGACACGUGUACGUACCUGCCAAUGCGUUUUGCGGCCAGCGCUGUGCGAUCAAAACGAAAAUGGUGGUCGACAUGGAGCUGCAGGAAGCUAAGGAUCACGUUCUUCAACUGAUGAAGGAGAAAGACAAGAUUGAGUCUGAUCUACGAGCGCUAAAGGAGGUCUUAGACUCCAAUCACAUCGGGAUGGACGAGCCGCUGGUGGACUCCGAGGGAUAUCCCAGGCAGGACAUCAACGUUUAUCAAGUGAGACACACGAGGCACAAAAUAAUAUGCCUUAGGAACGAUCACAAAGACGUGAUGAAGAAGAUAGAGGAGGGGUUGCACAGAGUUCACGCUCUAGGGGGAGCGAGUAAAGCUGAAGAGUCAAUAGCUGAUAUACCUGACAGUCAGGAGACAGAAGGGCUGGAGCCUUUCCUCAGGGUGAAUUUAGUUUCACCUGGUUCGCCAGCGGAGACUGCGGGCAUCCAAGUCGAAGACCUAAUAUUGGAAUUUGGAUCUGUUCAUUGCCGAAAUUUCAAAUCUUUAAUUGACAUUGGAAAGCUGGUGGAAAACAGCAGAUAUAAGACGGUCAACGUAAAGAUCAAACGUGGGUCGAAUACUAUUGUUCUGUCGCUAAUCCCGCGUCCUUGGGUUGGCAAAGGCCUUCUAGGUUGUAACGUGAUACCUGUAGAAGUAGUUGAGAGAUAAGAUUCUGUCGGAGAGAAACAUGCAACUAUUUUUAUAGCCCAUAAACUACUUUUAUGCAUACCUUCCUUAACUAAUAAUAAUAAAUGUAUCUUUAUAAGUUAUUACUUCUAAUAUAUUUGCAUCAUUUUA
Molecule: messenger RNA, 854 nt
Organism: Temnothorax curvispinosus
Lineage: Eukaryota; Metazoa; Arthropoda; Insecta; Hymenoptera; Formicidae
Product: 26S proteasome non-ATPase regulatory subunit 9
Exons: 4
Coding region: 27-725 (232 amino acids)
Biological process (GO): proteasome regulatory particle assembly
Cellular component (GO): cytoplasm; nucleus
Molecular function (GO): protein binding
Source: RefSeq, a predicted model, not a curated record